Molecule: messenger RNA, 939 nt
Organism: Penicillium subrubescens
Lineage: Eukaryota; Fungi; Ascomycota; Eurotiomycetes; Eurotiales; Aspergillaceae
Product: nmrA-like family protein
Exons: 3
Coding region: 1-939 (312 amino acids)
Source: RefSeq, a predicted model, not a curated record
AUGCCUAUCACGGUCGGUAUCGCAGGUAUCACGGGAAAGUUUGCCCGUCUUAUCGCAAACAACCUGUGCAAGUCUCCCGAUGUUCACAUCCGAGGUUUCUGCCGUAAUGAAUCCAAGCUCCCUAAGCAGUUCCGAGACUCCUCUCGGGUGACUGUCUUUGAAGGCAAUGCGACCGACCUAGUCAGUUUACGCCAAUUCGCUCGCGGAUGCGAUGUGGUGAUCUGUUGUUACCUGGGUGAUAAUGAACUCAUGACCAAUGGCCAAAAGCUUCUCGUGGAUGCCUGCGAAUUGGAGGGCGUUAGUCGCUACAUCGCAAGCGACUAUUGUCUGGACUUCACGAAAUUGGAACUUGGCCAGCAUCCGGCCAAGGAUCCUAUGAAGCAUGUGAAGGCGCAUUUGAAUACAAAAAAGACCGUCAAGGGUGUACAUGUUCUGAUUGGUGUCUUCAUGGAGACUUUCUGGAGUGGCUACUUCGGGGUUUGGGACGAAAAGUCCUGCAGACUUAACUAUUACGGCAACGGGGACGAGAUGUGGGAGUCAACUACAUACGACACUGCCGCGGAGUUUGUGGCGGCGGUGGCGCAGGAUCGAAAUGCUGUGGGCAUGCAACACUUCCUGGGUGAUCGUCGUACAAUUCGUGACAUCGCUGAAGACUUCGCCAAAGUUUAUGGCACACGGCCAGAGCUCCACCGCCUCGGAUCGCUCGAUGAUCUCUACAAGAAGAUGCAGGCAAUCUUCCAUAAGGACCCUUCAAACAUGUUCGCCUAUAUUGCUUUAUUCUACCAAUACUACUGCACUAACGGCCAGACCUACCUCAAGAAAGAAUUGGACAACUCCAAAUACCCACAAAUCACGCCGGUCACCUUCAAAGACUUCCUGCAAGCCCACAAGAUGGAGGAUCUUGCCGAUGCAUACAGCAAUGCAGGCUCUAGUAUCUAA